This is a messenger RNA of Lolium rigidum, 2262 nucleotides long. RefSeq names its product transcription termination factor MTERF9, chloroplastic-like. Bases 1 to 1491 code for a protein of 496 amino acids. The transcript has 6 exons. Gene Ontology annotation, biological process: regulation of DNA-templated transcription. Gene Ontology annotation, molecular function: double-stranded DNA binding. The record is from RefSeq and is a predicted model, not a curated record. Lineage: Eukaryota; Viridiplantae; Streptophyta; Magnoliopsida; Poales; Poaceae.
AUGGCGCUGCAGCUGCUGCUGCCGCCGCCGCCGCCGCCGUUCGCGGCGCUCGGCCUCCCCUGCCGCCUAUUCCCCUCCGCGACCGCCCAGCGCGCCCGCUUCGCCGCCGCCUUCUCGCUCCAGACCAACGUGCGCCUCCUCAAGCCCAACCGCCGCUCCCGGCGCUCCCGCUACCCCUACUACGACCUCGACGACGACGAAGAGGAGGAGGAGGACGACGAGGACGACCAAGAGAGCGAGGAUGAUUUAUCAGGUUUGGAGUAUCCUGGUGUCCUUUAUACAAACAACCCUCGCGCUCCCAGCAAGAGAGCAGGACGACAAACACCACUGGUAAAAGAGAAUUGGGAAGGAAGGCGGCCCAAAACUCGUGACAAACAUGGUAGUCCAGAAAGUUAUAAUUCCCUCCAGCCAAGGAGAAAAUUAGGCAGAACAUUACUAGAUCUUGCAAGCAUGAACAAUGAAGUAGAGUUGAAAAAUGAAAGUAUCUCCCGGAGUCUGUUUCAGAAACUGCAAGAAGAAUAUGACUUUGAUGACAAAUGGUUGCCACUUAUUGAUUACUUGUGCUCAUUUGGACUGAGGGAAUCCCAUUUUACUUACAUCUAUGAGAGACACAUGGCUUGCUUUCAAAUCAACCGGGCUUCUGCAGAAGAAAGACUGGAGUUCCUUCUAAGUGCCGGUGUUAAAAGCAAGGAUCUCAAGAGGAUGCUGGUCAGACAGCCGCAAAUUUUGGAAUACACUCUCAGCAAUCUGAAAUCUCAUGUUGCUUUUCUGGCUGGCAUUGGUGUUCCAGAUGCACGGAUGGGGCAAAUUAUUUCUUCAGCCCCUUCGUUUUUAUCCUACAGUAUUGAACAGUCCCUGAAGCCAACUGUAAGGUAUUUGAUUGAGGAAGUGGGUAUUGAGGAGAGCGACGUGGGGAAAGUCGUGCAGCUAAGCCCCCAAAUAUUGGUGCAGCGAAUUGAUAAUGCAUGGAAAUCUCGAUUUCUCUUUUUCACAAAUGAACUAGGGGCACCCAAAGAUAGCAUUGUCAAAAUGGUCACAAAGCACCCACAACUGCUUCACUACAGCAUUGAGGAUGGCAUCUUGCCUCGAAUCAAAUUCCUUAGAAGCAUUGGCAUGAAAAACUCUGAUAUUCUCAAAAUAUUGACAAGCCUUACUCAGGUGUUAUCUUUGUCGUUGGAGAAAAAUCUCAAACCGAAGUAUCUUUAUUUGGUCAAUGACCUUAAGAAUGAGGCUCAGUCCUUAACCAAGUACCCCAUGUACUUGAGCUUGUCUCUUGAGCAAAGAAUUCGUCCCCGUCACCGUUUCCUUGUUUCGUUGAAGAAAGCUCCAAAGGGUCCAUUUCCGCUCAGCUCCUUUGUGCUUACGGAUGAGCGUUUUUGCCAGCGGUGGGCUGGGACUAGCUUAGAGAAGUACCAUACAUUUAGAAAGAGCUUGCUGUUGACAGAUUUUGCAGAGAAGACUGAAAGGAAACCAUUAGCAUCACGGCGGUAGAUAGCUGAGGAACUUGACCUUCAGCAUCUGGGUUGCUUCUGAAAUCUGUUAGCUAUAACAAAGCUUCUUAAGCUCCUUCGCGCCUGUGGAUAAGCAUUUUUGCCAGCAAUGAACCUUGACUAACUUAGAGAAGUUAACAUACAUCUAGACAGAGCGUCUGUUGACAGGUUUUUGCUAAGUAUGAAGGAAAAUAUUAACAUCAAGACUGUAGAUAAUAAUCUUCAGUGGAUGGGUUACUUUUGUUGACUUUGAUCACAUGCUCCUCGCUGAAAUGGCCUAGGUUGCUGGCCUGGUUACCCAAUGAUCAGUGGGUUCACAAUACAGAUACAUCAACAAUGACAAGAUAGACGUAUCUUUUUGCCGACUCUAUGUUAAACACGGUGGAAAGCCUUUCUGAUAGCUCCUGAUGAACUACAAAUGGAUGGUCCUUCUGACAGAACAGCAACCAUCUGCAAUGGUGGAUCGAACAUUUUGCUUACUGCUUAAAGGAGUUGGUACCUUGAUUCUACCUAAUUUUAACCGCAAGUUUUGAGCAACAUAUCAUGUCUAGCAAAACUGCAGCUUGACCAUCCCAGUGCUAUAGUGUGAAGCUUUCUGUGUCGGACAUAUGGCUGUAGACUGUAGUCACGUUUUCUUCAUCAGGGUUGUAAUGAUAGAAAUUAUGGUACUGGUGCUGUUUCUACGCCCUCUAUUUCACUGUUAUUGAUGGGAAGCGCUACAAAUUAUCUUAAUUACUGUAAGUAUAUAUGUGCGUAUUCGUCUUCUCUACCA